UCCCUAUAUUUAUAAUGCCUAUUCCCCACGGUGGUGUUCUCCAAGACUUGGUCGCGCGCGAUGCGCCAAUCAAGCAGCAGUUGCUUGCCGAAGUUGGCUCGCUCAAGUCGCUCAUCUUGACGGACAGACAGUUGUGUGACUUGGAGUUGAUCCUCAACGGUGGUUUCUCGCCGCUUACCGGGUUCUUGACCGAAAAGGACUACAACGGGGUGGUGGAGAACUUGAGAUUGGCGUCCGGCCAUGUUUGGUCCAUGCCAAUCACCUUGGAUCUCUCCAAGGAACAGGCGGCGCAGUACCAGCCAGGUGAGAGAGUCGUGUUAAGAGACUUGAGAGACGACAAGGCGCUUGCGAUCCUCACCAUCGAGGAUAUUUACACGCCAAACAAGGAAAACGAAGCCGUCAAGGUGUUUAGAGGCGACCCAGAGCACCCAGCUGUUAAGUACUUGGUGGAGACCGCGGGCGACGUCUAUGUCGGUGGUGCUUUGGAGGCGAUUCAGUUGCCAACCCACUACGAUUACACCGGCUUGAGACGUACUCCGGCGCAGAUGAGAUCGGAGUUUGACCAGAGAGGCUGGGACAGAGUUGUGGCGUUCCAGACGAGAAACCCGAUGCACAGAGCCCACAGAGAGUUGACCGUCAGAGCCGCCAGAGAGCACACCGCGAACGUGUUGAUCCACCCGGUAGUUGGCUUGACCAAGCCGGGCGACAUCGACCACCACACUAGGGUCAGGGUGUACCAGGAGCUCAUCAAGAGAUACCCGAACGGGAUGGCUCAACUCUCGUUGUUGCCAUUAGCCAUGAGAAUGGGUGGUGAUAGGGAGGCGGUGUGGCAUGCGAUUAUCAGAAAGAACUACGGUGCCUCGCACUUCAUUGUGGGUAGAGACCAUGCAGGCCCUGGUUCCAACUCCAAGGGGGUCGACUUCUACGGUCCGUACGACGCCCAGGACAUGGUGGAAGAGUACAAGGAGGAGUUGGGGAUCGAGGUUGUUCCGUUCAGAAUGGUCACCUACCUCCCAGACGAGGACCGGUACGCUCCAAUUGACACCGUUGCCGAGGGCACCAAGACCUUGAACAUCUCUGGUACUGAGUUGAGAAAGAGAUUGAGAGACGGGACUGCCAUUCCAGAAUGGUUCUCCUACCCAGCGGUUGUCAAGGUUUUGCGCGAGUCCCACCCUCCUAGACCGUCGCAGGGGUUCACCUUGUACCUCACCGGCUUGCCAAACAGCGGGGUCGAUGCCUUGGCCAACGCCUUGCAAGCCACCUUAAACCAGUUUGCCGGUUCCCGUAACAUUACCGUUUUGGACGGCACCAACGUUCCACAGGCUGCCACUCCAUUUGUGGCCCACGAAUUAACCAGAUCGGGUGCCGGUGUCAUUGUUGCCGAUGCAAGCAUUGCACCAUCCGCGCAACAGCUCGCGGAGGCCAAGAAGAUCGUCUCCAAGGCCGGUGCCUUUAUCGUGGUUUCCUUGGAAACCCCAUUGGAGCAGGCCAAGUUGGAUGACAGAAAGGGCCACUACGCCAGUGAGAGAGCCGACGUCGCUGCCUACCAGGCCCCACAGGAUGCUGACAUCAAGGUUGACUUGUUGAAGCACGGUGCCUUGGUUGCCGUGCAAAAGAUUGUUCUCUACUUGGAAGAGCAGGGUUUCUUCAAAUUUUAGAAUAUAUAUAGAGAAUAAAACGAUAAGGGAGAAUCUG
This is a messenger RNA of Babjeviella inositovora NRRL Y-12698, 1695 nucleotides long. It is a transcript of the gene MET3, whose product is annotated as sulfate adenylyltransferase. Gene Ontology annotation, biological process: sulfur amino acid metabolic process. Gene Ontology annotation, cellular component: cytoplasm. Gene Ontology annotation, molecular function: sulfate adenylyltransferase (ATP) activity. NCBI's taxonomy places the organism in Eukaryota, Fungi, Ascomycota, Pichiomycetes, Serinales. The record is from RefSeq and is a predicted model, not a curated record. The transcript has a single exon. Bases 15 to 1658 code for a protein of 547 amino acids.